AAAGUCUUUAACAUCAAAGGACUUUUGUACUAUAAAAAGAGCAAAUGAACCCACCAAUUUCUUAACCAAUUUCCACUCAACAAUCGCUUUUCCAAGUUCCCUCUCAUUUCUCAACCCCAAAUAGCAUGGAUUUCUUCCAAUCCCAAAGCCAACAAAAACACCUUGCAAAGAAUAGCAACAAAAGGAGGCUAACACAAGACCAAGUGAGACUUCUAGAGAGAACCUUCACCACCAACAAGAAGCUUGAGCCUGAGCUCAAGCUCCAACUAGCAAAUCAACUAGGUGUGCCUCCAAGACAAGUUGCCAUUUGGUACCAGAACAAGAAAGCCAGAUGGAAGACACAAAGCUUGGAGCUUGACUAUAAUACAAUCCAAGUGAAGCUAGAAAAUGCAUUGGCUGACAAAAGGAGAUUAGAGAAAGAAGUGAUUCAGCUUAGAGAGGAGUUGAGGAAGGCUCAAGAAAUGGUUUUUGCUUUCAACCAAGGAGUAGUUCCUUCUCAUCCUCAUCAUUUCCAUCCUCCUCCUCCUCUUAAUGUUUCUUGCAACUCUUCUUGUGAUGAAGGAGGUGGUGGCUCUAGCUUGCAUGAAGAUGUGAAUGGUGAGGUUUUGCAACUCGAUGAGCUUUAUGCUUGUUUAAUUGGUCCUGGUGGUGGUGGAUCAACCUGGGGUUAGUGGGUAUGUGACCAAAGUAGACUACGUACUCUUUCCUAUAAAAACCAUGGGUGUGUACUGCUUGGAAUUGAAGCACCCUCUCCAGAUUUUGGAUUGACACUUGAGCAGGUGGUGUGUUGAAGAAAUUAAAGCUUGUUUUAAUUUAGGAAGAAUUAAUGUUAAUGACGCUUGUGAAUUUUAAUUAAUGGCAAUUGAUGUUAAUUAUAAUUAUUAGUCUACUUCAUAUAUAUGUUGAAUGUGAUUACAAGUAUUGCUUCAUAAUA
Hevea brasiliensis (rubber tree) is the source of this 934-nucleotide messenger RNA. Its product is annotated as homeobox-leucine zipper protein ATHB-52-like. The coding region runs from base 126 to 671 and encodes 181 amino acids. The record is from RefSeq and is a predicted model, not a curated record. Gene Ontology annotation, molecular function: sequence-specific DNA binding; DNA-binding transcription factor activity, RNA polymerase II-specific. The transcript has a single exon. Gene Ontology annotation, biological process: positive regulation of DNA-templated transcription. Gene Ontology annotation, cellular component: nucleus. Lineage: Eukaryota; Viridiplantae; Streptophyta; Magnoliopsida; Malpighiales; Euphorbiaceae.